UCAGGAAGUGGUGUGUUGUCAACAUGGCGGCGCAGCAGAAUGAUGUCGACGAGCUGUUCGAUGUCAAAAACGCUUAUUACAUCGGCAGUUAUCAGCAGUGUAUCAACGAGGCUCAGAAGGUGAAGCCGUCGUCGCCAGAGAAGGAGACUGAACGGGACAUGUUUCUGUACCGAGCAUACAUCGCCCAGAGGAAGUACGCUGUUGUCCUGGAGGACAUCAAGGCCUCCUCAUCCCCGGAGCUUCAAGCUGUCAAGAUGUUCGCCGAGUACCUGUCGAGUGAAGGCAAAAGGGAUGCUAUUGUGGAUGAUUUAGACAAGAAGAUGGCAAAGAGUAUGGAUGCCGCCAACACCACCUUCCUUCUCAUGGCUGCAUCCAUCUACCACCAUGAGACGAACACAGACUCUGCUCUGCGGACUCUCCACCAAGGAGAAAGCCUGGAGUGCAUGGCCAUGAGCAUUCAGGUGUUGCUGAGUCUGGACCGUGUUGAUCUGGCAAGAAAAGAGCUGAAGAAGAUGCAGGAGCUGGAUGAAGAUGCUACUCUCACCCAGCUGGCCACAGCCUGGGUUAAUAUUGCUGUGGGUGGGGAGAAGCUGCAGGAUGCCUACUACAUUUUCCAGGAGAUGUCAGACAAGUACUCGUCCACACCGCUGCUUCUCAACGGGCAGGCAGCCUCUUACAUGGCCCAGAAUAAGUGGGAGGAGGCCGAGGGAGUGCUGCAGGAGGCCCUCGACAAGGACAGCAGCCACCCUGAGACGUUGAUCAACCUCAUAGUGCUGACACAGCACCUGGGCAAAGCUCCUGAGGUAACCAAUCGGUACCUCUCUCAGCUGAAAGAUGCACACAGAGCUCAUCCAUUCCUCAAGGACUAUUUAGCCAAGGAGAACGAGUACGACAGACUAGUGUUGCAGUACACCCCCACUGUUACAGCGUGAGACAUCUGCAUCUGCUGAGAUGCCUCAACAAUGGACUUAAGUUUAACACCAUGAGGAUCACACACUAUGUCCCUCUCACACACAUACACGCAAUACAAUGUAAAUGUCCCUUGGCUAUAGAUGAAACAUGUCUCCCUCUGUAUGCAUUCUUUCUAAAUUUGCAUUUCUCUAAUUGAAAUUGACACAUCUGUGUAAUGUAAGCAUUCCUUUGAAAUAUUAAUAAAUGUUUAAUACGUG
Messenger RNA from Limanda limanda (common dab), 1169 nucleotides. It is a transcript of the gene cope, whose product is annotated as COPI coat complex subunit epsilon. The transcript is spliced from 10 exons. NCBI's taxonomy places the organism in Eukaryota, Metazoa, Chordata, Actinopteri, Pleuronectiformes, Pleuronectidae. Gene Ontology annotation, cellular component: COPI vesicle coat. Gene Ontology annotation, biological process: intra-Golgi vesicle-mediated transport; retrograde vesicle-mediated transport, Golgi to endoplasmic reticulum; endoplasmic reticulum to Golgi vesicle-mediated transport. Bases 24 to 932 code for a protein of 302 amino acids. Gene Ontology annotation, molecular function: protein binding; structural molecule activity. The record is from RefSeq and is a predicted model, not a curated record.